Molecule: messenger RNA, 1624 nt
Organism: Puccinia graminis f. sp. tritici CRL 75-36-700-3
Lineage: Eukaryota; Fungi; Basidiomycota; Pucciniomycetes; Pucciniales; Pucciniaceae
Exons: 4
Coding region: 1-1476 (491 amino acids)
Biological process (GO): regulation of DNA-templated transcription
Molecular function (GO): DNA-binding transcription factor activity, RNA polymerase II-specific; DNA binding
Source: RefSeq, a predicted model, not a curated record
AUGAGUUUACCUGAAGCCGAUGGAAUGCGGGCAAGGGCCAACAGCAACGGUGGUGGUUGCUUAGACCAUGAGAUAAUAUCAAGGGCAUAUGGCGAAGAUGGGUGUGAGAUACCGCUAGCCUUCAACGAUCACAACCUCAGAGCAGAAUGGUCGAGUGCAACCAAUCUGGGCGCGAAGAUUCCAACUCACACUGGUUCAUCUUCUACUUCACUGGCCCCACCACUCGGCUUGAGCAGCCCUGGCUUCGAGCUGCCUGCAAACCCGGUCACGCUUCCGCAAGCCACGUGGGAUCCACUCAUCUUUCCGAGCCAAUUGGAGCAGAUGAACUUGGGGAAUCCGGCUUCGGAUGAUUUCUUAAGGCAUCAAUUCGAUUUUUUGAACACCAACAGCCAAACUGAGCUCUUGAGCUAUGAUUAUAACCAGCCAGUCAUGGUUUCGAGCCCGACCUGCCAGCUCUCGGAAACAGACUCGUUUCUUCCUUUCGAAAACAGCACACAAACCAGCGCUACCUAUCAUCAAAUGUCCUUACCAAAUCCGAAUAUCUUCUCGAAAGCAACAGAAAGUCGAGAAAUUUCACCUUUCAUGCCCUUCAGCCAAGAAGCCGCCUCCGGCUUGGCCGUCUGUUCAUCUGCGUCACAGCCUCUCCCAAUACUUUCGCCUCCUCUGGGCCUUGAUUAUUAUACUCUAGAAACCAGUCGUGCCGCCCCAUUGAUAGGCUCGAAACGAUCAUUGCCCAUAAUGAAUCGAGGAGAGAUGUCCCAAAACGCGCAUGAGAUCAAAGAAAGUUUGCUUGGAUUCGAAGGCCGUGGAGGACCAGGCUUGAUGCAUGAUUUCAACGUCUUACCCAACACCACCUCGAAAUAUCCUAUCGAAAGCUUCCACGAAACCGGUGAGAGCUCCUCCCAUCUAUCAUGGGAUAUGCGGACGCGAUCCUCCUCUUCCCGUUCGCCAUCCUACGAUCAAUCUUCGAGUGAGCAUGUCAAAUACCCACUGGCAGACGCGAACACUUCCGAUUACCAUCAAUCAUCUCAUCUUCUCUCGUCCCUUCAUCCCACAGAGUUUUCUCCUCACAACCUCCCCGCCCGUAGUGGUGCUUAUCAACCCGAGAAAAGUACGACCUCUGGGAAAAAACAAAAUUCGCCUCAAGUGUCUGGAAGUAGAGAUUACCAGACUAAUCAAAAACGUGUAGGAAGUUUGAUCGACAUCCAUCAUCUGACGAACCAUGUCCCAAGAAGGCGGUUAACUGUAGAGCAGGAACAGAUACUUUUGAGACGUUUUGCCGUUCAAGAGUAUCUCAGUAAACGGGAAAUGGAAGAGCUCGCGGAGAAGUUGAAAAUACCCACGAGUCAAUUGCGGACAUGGUUUGGGAAUAGGAGAUCGAAGCUCAAAGCUGCUGCCAGGCAGAAGGCAAAGAUGGAGGCGGGAAUGGGGCACUUGACUGACGCCGAGCUGAGAAGUCUCAACAAAAGGAGCUAAGUGGGGGAUACACGAUGGAAACCGGUUCUUAAUAUAAGCUUCAAUGGAGCCAAAGAAAGAAGAUCUGUCUUUCUCCUCUCCUCUCGGGACUGGGAUGUUGUUUACUCGCCUCAGUGCACGGUUUUUUCUGUGAGGAUACCAGCGUUGA